Spathaspora passalidarum NRRL Y-27907 is the source of this 2832-nucleotide messenger RNA. It is a transcript of the gene SEC26, whose product is annotated as coatomer subunit beta. Gene Ontology annotation, biological process: intra-Golgi vesicle-mediated transport; intracellular protein transport; endoplasmic reticulum to Golgi vesicle-mediated transport. Lineage: Eukaryota; Fungi; Ascomycota; Pichiomycetes; Serinales; Debaryomycetaceae. Gene Ontology annotation, molecular function: structural molecule activity. The record is from RefSeq and is a predicted model, not a curated record. The transcript has a single exon. The coding region runs from base 1 to 2832 and encodes 943 amino acids. Gene Ontology annotation, cellular component: COPI vesicle coat; cytoplasm.
AUGGGUGACGUUGGAUACACUUUGAUAUAUGAGCCCAAUUCGGCCAUCAAGACCUCCGUCAAUGAAUUCAAAACCUUGUUGGAAAAGGGCAAGGAUGAAGUCAAGAUUGAUACCAUGAAGAAAAUCUUGAUCACCAUUCUCAAUGGAGAUCCCAUGCCCGAUUUAUUAAUGCACAUCAUCCGAUUCAUCAUGCCUUCCAAGAACAAAGAGUUGAAGAAGCUUUUGUAUUUCUACUGGGAGGUUUGUCCUAAGUUGGAUGAAUCUGGUAAAAUGAGACAUGAAAUGAUUCUUGUGUGUAAUGCCAUUCAGCGUGAUUUACAACACCCAAACGAAUAUAUCAGAGGUAACACCUUGAGAUACUUGAACAAGUUGAAAGAACCGGAAUUAUUGGAAACUUUAGUGCCCAAUGUCCGCCAGUGUCUUGAGCAUCGUCAUGCUUAUGUUCGAAAGAACGCCGUGUUUGCCCUUCAUUCCAUCCACAAAGUUUCUGACCAUUUGGCCCCAGAUGCCGAUGAAUUGAUCUACAGAUUCUUGUACGAAGAAGCCGAUGCCGUGUGUAAGAGAAAUGCAUUUGUUUGUUUGGGUGACUUAAACAGAGACGCCGCAUUGCAAUAUAUUCAAGAUAACAUUUCUGUGAUUGAAACCUUGGAUCCAUUGUUGCAAUUGGCUUUUAUCGAGUUUAUCAAGAAGGAUUCUCUCGACAAUCCAAACUUGAACCAACAAUACGCUCAAUUAUUGACUGAAAUUGUCGAAAGUUCUUCCAACGUUGUCGUGUAUGAAGCUGCCAACACUUUGUCACUCUUGACCUCGGCCCCAUCGUCAAUCUUAUUAGUCGGUACCAAGUUUGUUGAAUUGGCUACCAAGGAAUCAGACAACAAUGUCAAGAUUAUCACUUUGGAAAGAAUAAAUGAACUUCACAAGAAACACCCAGGGGUAUUACAAGAGUUAUCGUUGGAAAUCUUGCGAGUAUUAUCAUCUCAAGACUUGGACGUGAGAAAGAAAGCUCUUGAUGUUACCCUCAAGUUCAUCACCAGUAGAAAUGUCGAAGAUGUUGUCAAAUUAUUGAAGAAGGAAUUACAAGCUGCUUCCAGCUCCAAUGACGAAAAAGCAGCCGAAUACAGACAAUUGUUGAUUAAUGCUAUCCACCAAAUGGCCAUCAAGUUUGUUGAAGUUGCUGCUGAUGUUAUCGAUUUAUUAUUGGACUCAAUCGCCAAUUUAAACACCACUGCCGCUUACGAAGUUAUAACUUUUGUCAAGGAAGUUGUUGAAAAGUUCCCAAACUUGAGGGAAUCCAUUUUGGCCAGACUUAUUGAUGCCUUGCCAUUUGUCAAGAGUGGGAAAGUGUUGAGAGGUGCUCUUUGGAUCAUUGGUGAAUAUGCAUUGGAACAAUCAUUGGUUCAACUUUCCUGGAAGUAUAUCAGAUCAAGUGUUGGAGAAGUCCCAAUCAUUGCUGCAGAAAAGAAAUCCUUGAACGCCGAAAAUGAAGAAGAUGAACACAGUGACAAUAAAGUCAAGAGAGGUCCAGUUAUUUUACCUGAUGGUACUUAUGCCACUGAAUCCGCCUUGACUGCGGAAGUACAUGACAGUGACGAUGCCAGCAAGACCCCAAUCAGAAAACAAAUCAUGGCCGGUGAUUUCUACUUGGGUGCUGUUCUUUCAUCUACUUUAGUUAAAUUGAUUCUUCGUUUACAAAAAUUAGGUACCAGCGAAAAGAUUAUGAAUGCAUUGAAAGCGGAGGCAUUAUUGAUUAUGGUUUCCAUAUUACGUGUUGGUGAAUCUAGUCUUGUUAGCAAGAAGAUUGAUGAAGAUUCCGCUGAUCGUAUUCUUUCCUAUAUCAAGAUCUUGAAUGAUGAAGAAGAUGUUGACACUAUCAAUACCGGGUUCCUUGAAGACACCAAGGAUGCAUUCCGUGCCCAGAUUGAAAGUGCCGAAGUCAAGAAGCAACAAGCGUUGGCCAAGGAUUUCCAUGAUAACGCCGAACAAGUUGAUGACGCUAUUGUGUUUAGACAAUUGGACAAGAAUACCAGAAAACUGAAGGCUAAUGUGGAUGACGUUGUUGCUGCCUCAGGUGGUAAUGUGAAGAAGGAAAACUUGUCAUCCAGAUUAAACAAGAUCUUACCAUUGACCGGGUUUUCCGAUCCUAUCUAUGCAGAAGCGUUUGUCAAGGUUCAUCAAUAUGAUGUUGUCUUGGAUGUUUUGUUGGUUAAUCAAACUACUACUACAUUAAGAAACUUGUCGGUUGAAUUUGCCACACUCGGUGAUUUGAAAGUGGUUGAUAAACCAGCUACUGCUAACAUUGGUCCUCAUGGAUUCCACAAGGUUCAAACUACAAUCAAGGUUACCUCUGCUGAUACUGGGGUUAUUUUUGGUAAUAUUGUGUAUGACGGUCAACAUUCGAAUGAAUCCACCAUUGUUAUUUUGAAUGAUGUUCAUGUUGACAUUAUGGAUUACAUCAAGCCAGCCACUUGUUCAGAAACCCAAUUCCGUAAGAUGUGGAAUGAGUUUGAAUGGGAGAAUAAGAUCACCAUCAAGUCACAAAUGGAUUCAUUGAAGGAUUACAUGGAUGAAUUAAUGAAGGGCACCAACAUGAACUGUUUGACCCCUGGUGCUGUCAUUGGUGAAGAAUGUCAAUUCUUGUCGGCCAAUUUGUAUUCUAGAUCGCUGUUUGGUGAAGAUGCCUUGGCCAAUUUGUGUAUUGAAAAGCAAAGCGAUGGACCUAUUAUUGGACAUGUAAGAAUAAGAUCAAAGGGUCAAGGAUUGGCAUUGUCGUUGGGAGACAGAGUUGCUUCCAUCUCGAAAAAGAAUAAGAAGGUUGCUCUUGCUCGAGUUUAA